Heterobilharzia americana is the source of this 1602-nucleotide messenger RNA. Lineage: Eukaryota; Metazoa; Platyhelminthes; Trematoda; Strigeidida; Schistosomatidae. The record is from the annotation of a GenBank genome assembly.
AUGGAUGAAAAUGAAAAUUGGUUUGAAGAUGAUGAUGCUGGGGAUAUUGGAGAUUGGCAGCAUUAUGUGGACACAGAUGCUGAAGAAACGGACUUUGUUGAUUAUGAUGAAUAUUUUGGAGGAAAUAUGUUAUCAGUCAAGUCUCUGAUUUCAGAAGUGUUAACGUGCUCCAUACCAGUCAUAGAACAAGCUUAUUGGCUACUUUUUCUAAUACUCAGUUCGUGUCUAUUAUGGCAUUUCGCAUACGUUAUAUUGAAUAAAUGUUUUGCUUGCAAUGGAAAAAUUUACCGUACAUUUGUCACAAUAUUCCUUCAUAUCCUGUCUAUAUGUCUUGGAUUGACAGUUUUAUAUCACUCUGCAUAUGAACUUUGGUGGAUAAUAAUUGGAUUGACAAUAAGCCUGGCAUCUGUCUUUAUCCUCAAUGUAGAUUCAAUCCACUAUCAUUCGAAUGGGAAAUAUACCAACUGGGAAUCAUUUAUAACUAUAGGAAUCUGUUCAUCAGUCCAAUUAUACUGUGAACUUUAUAUGAAUCCUGUACAGUGGCAUCAAAUUCGUGGCAGUGUAAUGAUCAUUAUUAUGAAAAGUGUAUCUUUUUCUAUGGAACAAAAUAAAUUCAAUGACCUUAUCAAUAGUGAAACGUAUAUACUAUUAUGGACACCAUUAUAUCGAGGAUUAGUUUGGUUAUCGUAUUGUUUAUGUCCAGCUAGUUUAUUAUUUGGUCCUUGGUUUAAUCCAUUAAUUUAUGAACAAAUAAUUAGAAAUAAUUGUAUGAGUAUGAAGUUAUCUUUAAAGAAGAUUAUCAUAUCACUUUUCCAUGUAUUUAGAUUAUAUGGAUUAUCUCUCGCUUGUUUAGUAUAUUCAACUUGUUUUACGCAUACAUUACUUACCAGAUUAAGAUCUCAACCUUGGCUUUACGCGUACUUUGCCUCGCAAAGUUUUCGUUUCAGUCACUAUUUUGUAUGUCUUUCAAGUGAAUCCUUCAUGGCUGCUCUAGGAUACUGUGAUAGGUAUUCAACUAGAUCCAAAGAGAAAGCGGAUACUGAUGAAGAAGAAAGUAUCACGGAAGUUUACAGACCGGUUGUUGUAACCCAACCAUGGUUUAUAGAAUUUCCACGAUCAUUAGUUGAAGUUGUUAUACAAUGGAAUAUACCGAUGCAUAAUUGGUUGAAACAAUAUAUAUAUAAACCUCUUCGUGCAUAUGGACAUAUUUAUGCUAUCUUGGGAACGUAUACAGUCAGUUCCUUACUACAUGGUUUAAACUUUCAAUUGAGCGCUGUUUUAUUCUCGAUUGGAAUCUAUGCAUACAUUGAAUAUGUUUUUCGAGAAAAAUUGGCGACUAUUCUAGAUGGAUGUAUUGGUAGCAGACCAUGUCCGAAAUCAUGCUGUCAUAGGAACAAGAAUUCAACCUGGGUAUAUUGGUGCAAUAUUGCCUUCAGUUGCUUAGCCAUAUUUCAUCUGGCUUAUUUGGCUGUAAUGUUUGAUACAAGUGAACAACAGUUCCAAGGUUACAGUAUGUUCCAUGCUUUGAAUAAAUGGUACAACUUGGGAUUUCUCAGUCAUAUAUUUGCCUUCGCAACCUUUCUGUUUUACAAAUAUUUAUGA